AUGGAAGAGAAUGGAACAGAAAAGAGAAAAAUUACUCCAUGGCGUUAUGAGAUGGCAAGAAAUUUGUACAACUUGGUUAUUAAAUGUCAAGGGAGUGAUGCAGCUAAAAAGGUGCUUAAAGAGGCUUAUGCUCAUGCUAACGAAAGCAUAAAUAAGGUUCUAGAAAAAGAAAAAGCAGCAGAAAAGGAGGCAGCACAAAAGGCACAAGACGAUGUUGAAGCACAACAAACCACAAUCAACAUAGCACCGUCUACAUCAUCAUCAUCAUCAAAUGCACCACAAAUAAUAGUUGAAAAUCCACCACUAGUGAAGACAAAAGGAAGAAGUAAAAGAAAAAAAGGAUUCUUUGAGAUAAGGACAUCGUCAACAACACCUAUAGAAUUUGGAACUUUUACACCAAAAGAACAACUUUUUUAG
Spinacia oleracea (spinach) is the source of this 417-nucleotide messenger RNA. RefSeq lists its product as uncharacterized. NCBI's taxonomy places the organism in Eukaryota, Viridiplantae, Streptophyta, Magnoliopsida, Caryophyllales, Amaranthaceae. The transcript is spliced from 2 exons. The coding region runs from base 1 to 417 and encodes 138 amino acids. The record is from RefSeq and is a predicted model, not a curated record.